AUGGAGGUCACAACCUGUAAUGGAUCAGUAGAUGCCUCACCAGUCUUCUACUUGGUGGGCAUUCCCUCCCUGCCAGAGUCUUUCUUCCUCCCUGUGUUUUUUCUUUUCCUUCUCUUCUACCUCCUCAUCCUGGUGGGCAAUGCUCUGAUCGUUGUGGCUGUGACAGCAGAGCCCAGCCUCCACAAACCCAUGUAUUUUUUCCUUCUCAACCUCUCUGCCUUGGACAUCCUCUUCACCACAACCACUGUUCCAAAGAUGUUGUCCCUGUUCCUGCUUGGGGACCACUUCCUCAGCUUUCCUUCCUGCUUAUUACAGAUGUACCUUUUCCAAAGCUUCACAUGUUCAGAAGCCUUCAUCCUCGUGGUCAUGGCCUAUGACCGCUAUGUGGCUAUCUGCCGCCCACUGCACUACCCCGUCCACAUGACCCCACAGACCAAUGCUGCCCUGGCAGCCAGUGCCUGGCUCACUGCUCUUCUCCUGCCUGUCCCAGCAGUAGUGAAGACCUCUCAGAUGGCAUAUAGCAAGAUUGCACACAUCUACCACUGCUUCUGUGAUCAUCUGUCUCUUGUCCAGGCCUCCUGCUCAGAUACCGCCCCCCAGACCCUGAUGGGCUUCUGCAUCGCUAUGGUUGUGUCUUUUCUUCCCCUUCUCCUGGUCCUUCUCUCUUAUGCCCAUAUCCUGAUCUCAGUACUUCGCAUCAACUCCCGAGAAGGACGCUCGAAAGCCUUCUCCACCUGCAGUUCCCACCUCCUGGUGGUUGGCACCUACUACACAUCCAUUGCCAUAGCCUAUGUGUCCUACAGGGCUGACCUGCCCCUCGACUUCCACAUCAUGGGCAAUGUAGUGUAUUCUAUACUCACGCCAAUCCUCAAUCCUCUGAUUUACACCCUGCGUAACAAGGAUGUCAAAGCAGCUAUCACCAAAGUCAUAUGUCUUAAGACCCAGGCUGAGAUAAGAGCUUGA
Messenger RNA from Elephantulus edwardii (Cape elephant shrew), 963 nucleotides. Its product is annotated as olfactory receptor 2AT4-like. Gene Ontology annotation, cellular component: membrane. Bases 1 to 963 code for a protein of 320 amino acids. The transcript has a single exon. The record is from RefSeq and is a predicted model, not a curated record. Gene Ontology annotation, molecular function: olfactory receptor activity; G protein-coupled receptor activity. Gene Ontology annotation, biological process: G protein-coupled receptor signaling pathway. Lineage: Eukaryota; Metazoa; Chordata; Mammalia; Macroscelidea; Macroscelididae.